AUGGCAAGCAACUCACUUCUCCCGGUCCCAGCUGCUGCUACAACUAGAAGAUUGGAAGGUAAAGUGGCACUGAUCACCGGAGGGGCUACAAGCAUUGGUGAGUGCAUAGCCAGAAGCUUCUGCAAACUUGGGGCCAAAGUAAUAAUCGCUGACAUCCAAGAUGACUUGGGCAGGUCAGUUUCUGAAGACAUUGGAGCUGAUAUGGCCGUGUUCGUGCAUUGUGAUGUAACCAUAGAAUCUGACGUUGAAAAGGCAGUAGACACUGCAAUCUCCACCUUUGGAAAGCUCGAUAUAAUGGUGAAUAAUGCAGCCAUCAGCGAUCUACGCAAACCCAACAUUGUUGACAAUGACUUAGUCGAUUUUGAGCGAGUGUUGAAGGUUAACUUGGUGGGAGUUUUUCUAGGAACCAAACACGCAGCUCGAUUAAUGAUUCCUGCUCGCCAAGGAAGUAUAAUUACGCUGGGCAGCGUUAGUUCCAGUGUUGGAGGUGUUGCAUCACACGCAUACACCAGCACAAAGCAUGCGAUUGUGGGUCUAGCGAAGAAUACGGCGGCGGAGCUUGGGCGGUUUGGAAUUCGAGUGAAUUGCUUGUCACCUUAUUUCAUUGAAACACCAUUGACGAUGAACUUCUUCAAGAUGGAAGAGGAUGGAGGAAAUGGUGGUGUAUAUUCAAAUCUUGAAGGGGUGAAACUAACACAAGAAGAUGUAGCAGAAGCUGCCAUUUAUUUAGCAAGCGAUGAGUCUAAGUACAUGAGUGGUCAUAAUUUAGCAUUAGAUGGAGGUUUUACCACCAUUAAUUCUGCUUUCGGCUUGUUCUCAAGGUCUGCAUAG
Hevea brasiliensis (rubber tree) is the source of this 831-nucleotide messenger RNA. Its product is annotated as borneol dehydrogenase, mitochondrial-like. Gene Ontology annotation, molecular function: oxidoreductase activity. The coding region runs from base 1 to 831 and encodes 276 amino acids. The transcript has 2 exons. NCBI's taxonomy places the organism in Eukaryota, Viridiplantae, Streptophyta, Magnoliopsida, Malpighiales, Euphorbiaceae. The record is from RefSeq and is a predicted model, not a curated record.